GCCACGUGACCGAGAGCGCUGCAGUUUCAUUCACACCUGGGCAGGUGAGACACUCACCUGUAACUGUCCGAGAGGCUGUGCAGAGAGGACGGGACGGGAGACGAACAGCGCUUUUCUCUCAGUGACCGGACAGAAGUGAGUUCCAGCCGCCAUGGGUGACGGGGGUCCUCACAGCUGGUGGAAGUUCACCUUCCUGCGCAAGAAAAGCGGCUCCAAGGUGCUGAGCGAGCUGCCGGUCGAGCAGAGCAGUAACACCGAGGGCGCCGACAGGGAGAGCCGGGGCGACUCCCAGCUCGAGGCCCGGCUGGAGAAGAUCGUGGACAAGAGCACCAAGGGCCGGCACGUCCGAGUCUCCAACUCGGGCCGCUUCAAGGAAAAGAAGAAGGUGCGCUCGAGUCUGUCCGAAAACCCCGGCUUAUUCAGCCAGGCGGAGGCCGGGGCCGACGCCGGAGAGAAUCGCUGACAGCCGGCCGGAGCGCCGAGCGCUCCCAUCCAGAGACUGACUUCCCGUGGCUAUCCCAAAUGGGAGGAUUCCAGCCCACAGCGCACGGAGGGCGUUCCGGGGCAUCCCCUCAAUGGGUUAACACUCGACUGAAGCCUGGGGGGACCGAAAAGGACAAUCAACCAUUCGGCCCAGUUGAACUACAAUUUGCGUGAUGGGUUAAGGACAAUCUGGUCAUGGAAUGGCUUUAAAGGGUUAACCCCCGCGACCCACCUGGGGUUCAUUUCCCCGACCGCGUUUGAACUUCAGGAGAGGCAGCUUAUCGCUGUUUUUGGCUCGCAAUGGACAUUGGCUUCACAGUGAAUGCAGCCCCGAAAGCGACCGGUUUCCAGGUGUGACUAGAGACUUGAUUUGCGGGAAUGAACGGUGCGCUCCGGAGGCCGGAGAGCGGCUGUCGCUGUCCGGACAGGUCUACCGUGACUUAACCGACCUACUGUGUGUGUGUGUGUGUGUGUGUGUGUCUGUCUGUGUCUGAGUCCUGAUAAAGGAGCUCGUCCCGAACGUCCACUCUUCACUCAUCUCCAUAGACGCUGCCUGACCUGCUGAGUUCCUCCAGCGUUUAUUUUGUGUGUGUGUGUUGCUCUGAAUUUCCAGCAUCUCGUGUCUUUCUCGUGUCUCUGCGCGUGCGUGUGCUCGCAAGUGUGUCUGUGUGUGUCUCUGUGUGUCUGACCGUGUGUGUAGGUAUGUCUUUGUGUGUGUGCAUGUGUGUGUGUAUGCGUGUCUCUGUGUGUCUGUCUAGGUGUAUAUGUAUAUGUCUGUGUGUGUGUAUGUAUAUGACUUUGUGUGUGUGUCUGUGUGUAUGUGUGUGCGUGUCUCUGUGUGUCUGUCUGCGUGUAUAUGUUUGUGUGUGUGCCUGUCUCUCUGUGUCUGUCCGUGUGUGUGUGUGUGUGUGUGUCUAAAUGUGCUUUUAUGUGCGAGAGAGAGAGUUUAUUGGUCUGUAAAUCACGCAGUGUUUUUACGUGAAUAAACGAAAUUGGUACUUGUAAUUAACAUUAUAUAUUAUUUUGCUAAAAAAAGGCGAGAGCCACAUUAUGUUUAAAGUACAAAUAAAAUACUGAGUUAUGUUUGGACAACAAGAAGGCCUGGAAAACAAAACUGGGUCACGGGAACGGAAUUCUGGUUACGUGCCGGGGUGGGUGUGUGUGUGUGUCUAUUCCCGAGCCGCGUGAAUAACUGUGAUCCCAUUGAUACUGGGACUCAGCGAUUCCCUUGAAAGAUGACGCUGAUAAAACCUCGAUUUCACCACAUUUCGGUGUCAAGAGCAGUCAGCUGACAUACCUUUUGUGAAGCUCCUUGGAAGGUGAAAGGUGGCGUUAUAAGUUACUGUGUCGCUAUCAUAAACAGGUGGGCCUGCUCGCCAGAAACUUAGUGAACAGGUUGGCCAGGUUGGGGUAAGAGAGUUUCAGUGGGACGAAGAGGCCGUCACGUGAUGUAACUGAAACUGCACCGCAGGUUCCUGAUUAUUAAUUUUUUUAAAAGUUUCCUGGAUAAUUUAGUACGCCAGCCUUUGAGCACGACAGGAUAUCAUAACGAUAAGGGAGUCCACAUAUCAGAGUAAAUGUAUUAUCUGCACAAAAGCAGUCACGUUCAAAAGCGUCAGGCGCGCACAUCUAUAUAGCUAGGGCUGCCGAAGACUUUUACACAGUACCGUAGUAAUUUUAUGUAUUGCACUGUACUGCGGUUGCAAAAAAAAAACAAAUUUUAUGACAUAUCUGAGUGAUGAUAAACCCGAUUCUGAUCUGGGUCUCU
Messenger RNA from Mobula hypostoma (lesser devil ray), 2251 nucleotides. RefSeq names its product proline-rich protein 15-like protein. NCBI's taxonomy places the organism in Eukaryota, Metazoa, Chordata, Chondrichthyes, Myliobatiformes, Myliobatidae. The transcript has a single exon. The record is from RefSeq and is a predicted model, not a curated record. Bases 152 to 463 code for a protein of 103 amino acids.